UGGGUAGUUCGGCCUGUAAUUCCCAAGAAGGCAGUCGAAGGCCCGUCAGAAAAAUAAAACAAAAAAUGGAAACAAACAGAGCCGAAGCCGAACGCUUGCUCGGAAUCGGCGAAAAACUAUUGCAGAGCCGUGAUCUCUACAGUUCAAGGGACUUUGCCAUUCUAGCGCAGGAAACGGAACCGCUUCAAGAAGGUUCAGACCAGAUCAUCGCCAUCGUCGAUGUCCUUGUCGCUGCGGAGAAACCCAUCAGCAACAACCACCUCGAUUGGUACGCUAUUCUCCAACUCGAUCGCGGUUGUCAAGACCUUGACCUCAUCAGAAAAAACUAUCGUAGACUCGCCAUUCUCCUUCACCCCGACAAGAACCCUUUCUCCCUUGCUGACCAAGCUUUCAAGCUUGUUGCCGAUGCAUGGGCUGUUUUAUCAGACCCUGUCCAAAAGCCCAUUUAUGAUAACGACAUCUGCCGGUUUGACCUCUCCGGUUCAGUUCACCACGGUAAGUUACCGGUUCGAAGGGGGAACCCCGGUUUGGACGAAUCAGUGAGUUUCUGGACUGCAUGUCCCUACUGUUAUCGUUUGUACGAGUACCCUAGGGUUUACCAGGGUUGUUGUUUGAGGUGCCAGAAUUGCGAAAGAUCCUUCCAUGGCCUUUCCAUUCCGUCUCUGCCUCCACUCGUGCCGGGUCAAGAGGCUUAUUAUUGUCACUGGGGAUUCUUUCCCAUGGGCUUCGUGUUUCCAACUUUGGGUUCUGAGGGGCCUGAGUCUUCCGAGGUUCAUAAUUGGAUCCUGCCGCCCGUGGUGAAUGCUCCCAAUGUAGGGAAACCAGCUGUGGCUGUUGCAAAUGGGGGAUUGGGAUCUGCUCCGCGGAAGCGAGGGAGGCCACGAAAGGUGGUUUGAGUUUUGUGUUGUGGUUUGUUCGGAGCAAUAGAUAUGGAAAACUUGUGGGAAGUUGUUUUUCUUUGUUUAAUUAUCUUUGUUUGUUGUAGAUGUUGUUUAAUGGUUGAUAAUUAUGUAACUCUAGUUCUGUUUAAUGUUACUGUUCUUUUAAAGGAAAUUUAAUCAAGAAUAAGAUUACAGUAAUGUGAUAAUUUUUUUGGUUUAAAUGGAUUCGGGAACUUUCUUCUUUUGGAAACAUGAAUUUUAGAUGGUGCCGUGAAUU
This is a messenger RNA of Abrus precatorius (Indian licorice), 1158 nucleotides long. Its product is annotated as dnaJ homolog subfamily B member 14-like. The transcript has a single exon. Lineage: Eukaryota; Viridiplantae; Streptophyta; Magnoliopsida; Fabales; Fabaceae. The record is from RefSeq and is a predicted model, not a curated record. Bases 66 to 896 code for a protein of 276 amino acids.